AUGUCUGUUAGUUUGAAAGACUGUUCUAAGGCGCUUGCGUAUUUGCAAGAAUACGCUGAGAAAGAUGGGUUGUCUGCGGAACAGCUUAUGGACUCCAAGACCAGAGGUGGUUUGACUUACAACGAUUUUUUGAUUUUGCCCGGCAAAAUCGAUUUCCCAUCGUCUGUGGUAAGUCUCCAGACCAAGAUCACCAAGAAAAUAACGCUCAACACUCCUUUUGUGUCGUCCCCCAUGGAUACCGUCACAGAGGCGGAAAUGGCCAUUCAAAUGGCUCUAUUGGGCGGUAUUGGUAUCAUCCAUCACAACUGUUCUGCUGAACAGCAGGCUGAAAUGGUCAAAAAAGUGAAAAAAUUCGAAAACGGUUUCAUCAACUCGCCUAUCGUGGUGAGUCCUCAGGCCACCGUUGGCGAAGUUAAGGCCAUGCGUGAAAAAUUUGGGUUCUGCGGAUUCCCCGUUACUGAAACCGGAUCGCUUCCAAGCAAAUUGGUAGGUAUUGUCACUUCCCGUGACGUCCAGUUCAUCGAAGACAACUCUUUGACCAUCUCCGAAGUUAUGACCAAGGAACUGGUCACCGCUAAGGUGGGUGUUACUUUGGCCGAAGGUAACGACAUUUUGAAAACCACCAAGAAGGGAAAACUACCAAUCGUGGACGAAAACCAAAACUUGGUGUCGAUGUUGUCUAGAACCGAUUUGAUGAAGAAUCAAAGCUAUCCAUUGGCCUCUAAGUCUGCCACCACUAAGCAAUUGCUCUGUGGUGCUUCAAUCGGAACUAUCGAAGCUGACAAAGAAAGACUACAGCUUUUGAUGCAAGCCGGUCUAGACGUUGUGGUGAUCGACUCUUCUCAAGGUAACUCUGUUUUCCAAUUGAAUAUGAUCAAAUGGAUCAAACAAACUUUCCCAGAACUAGAAGUCAUCGCUGGUAACGUGGUCACCAGAGAACAGGCAGCUUCUUUAAUCGAAGCCGGUGCCGAUGGGUUGAGAAUUGGUAUGGGUUCCGGUUCUAUUUGCAUUACUCAAGAAGUUAUGGCUUGUGGUAGACCUCAAGGUUCUGCCGUCUAUAACGUCACCCAAUUUGCUAACCAAUUCGGCGUUCCAUGCAUGGCCGAUGGUGGUAUCUCCAACAUUGGUCACAUUGUCAAGGCUUUGGCAUUGGGUGCCUCUUGCGUUAUGAUGGGUGGUAUGCUCGCUGGUACUACCGAAUCUCCAGGUGAAUACUUUUUCCAGGACGGCAAGCGUUUGAAAACUUACCGUGGUAUGGGUUCCGUCGAUGCUAUGCAAAAGACCGACACAAAGGGCAACGCCUCUACUUCGCGUUACUUCUCUGAGUCUGAUAAAGUUUUUGUGGCUCAAGGUGUCUCGGGUGCCGUAGUCGACAAGGGCUCCAUCAACAAGUUCAUCCCAUACUUGUACGGUGGUUUGCAACAUUCUUGUCAAGAUAUUGGUGUGCGUUCUUUGGCUUCUCUAAGAGAGGAAGUGGAUAACUCUGUCAUCAGAUUUGAAUUUAGAACCGCAUCUGCUCAACUAGAGGGUGGAAUUAACAAUUUGCACUCUUAUGAGAAGCGUUUGCACAACUAG
Molecule: messenger RNA, 1575 nt
Organism: Lachancea lanzarotensis
Lineage: Eukaryota; Fungi; Ascomycota; Saccharomycetes; Saccharomycetales; Saccharomycetaceae
Gene: IMD3
Product: LALA0S03e07800g1_1
Exons: 2
Coding region: 1-1575 (524 amino acids)
Biological process (GO): GTP biosynthetic process
Cellular component (GO): cytoplasm
Molecular function (GO): IMP dehydrogenase activity
Source: RefSeq, a predicted model, not a curated record